AAGCCCGAACCCAGACACGAUUGGUCGUGGGAAUCCAUCUGCUUGACAUUAAAGGUCAAGUCACUCUGUCAAAAUAUGAACAGAUAGGGUGGGCAACUAACUCUCGGUGUUGGAAUGUCUGUGAAUGAAACUCAUUGGGUCCAAUCAAGAGAGACGUACAUUAUGACGCGUCGGGGGUAGGGCGGAGGCAGGAAUCCGGGUUGUGGUUACAUUGUGAAAUUGUUACACAUCGUGGAUUUGGUGUGGGGGAGUUCGCUGGUCUAAAUCUGAUCUAAGGUUGAUCUAAUAUUCAUCUGCAAUACAAGCAAAUCUGCAACUCGGCAAAAUAAAAUCAAUCGUGAUUUGUACCGGUAAUCAAUCAGUUAUCGAUAGCUGUUUGAAUGGGAAAAGGGAAUAACAAAUUAUAUCGAAUUUGCAAUUCUCCCUUUCAUCCUCAAAGGCCAGUUUGCAACAAGUCAAGCGGUGCAAAGCAAAAGUAAACUGGAAGCUUUGAAGUUGAGAUAAAUUUCAUUAUGAUCUGAUCGUUUAAAAACAAUUGUGCAACAGUUCCAUUCUACGUGUUAGCCGGGUUAUACAGAAAACAGCCCAGAAAAGAGUAGACUUCGUCCUUUAAAGCGUGAUUUAAAAUAAAACGAAAAGAGGGAUUUGCAAGAUUCUGACAACUCUGAGAGUGAUGUCUGCAAUAGCUUACAUCGAGUACCUUGCCGCCGAGUGCCUAGUUUCUAUUUCCAGCCGCCCUGUGGUGCACCAGUCUCCCGGGCAGGGCUUGGCCGAAGAGGAGACGAGGGGAAACCGGGAGGGUUGCGGUUCCCUCCUGAACAUAGCCACAGUCCUGGCCGACCUAAGCAAAUUCAAUUCGCAUUCACAGGUGGGAUCCAGUCACGAUCCCUGUGACCGAACGCAGCGCCAAGAGGCGGACUUCACGCCCGCAAUUCCGCUGCGUGGCGCACCGGGGAAAGUGAAAAGUCCCUCCAGCCAACGACACCAGUGCCCGUACACUGGUUGCGCCAAGAUCUACGGGAAGUCUUCUCACUUGAAGGCGCACCUGAGAACGCACACAGGAGAGAGACCCUUUCCUUGUACUUGGUCUGGGUGCUGUAAAAAGUUUUCCCGUUCUGAUGAGCUAACGAGACACUUCAGAACUCACACAGGUGAGAAGAAGUUCAAGUGCCCCUUGUGUGAGAAAUGUUUCAUGAGGAGUGACCAUUUGAGCAAGCAUGCCAAGCGGCACCCAAACUUCCAGUCCAGCAUGCUACAGAAGGCAGGGAGGACAGCGGUCUCCUCUCUGCCCUCAGGCCUCGAACCAGCCAGGUAGACGCACAACCACCCACAUAGAAACAAGCUGCUGAAGCCUCUCCAACGUCCAUCUGCCCACUUGCUCUCCUGCUACUGAUUUUUAAAGAAAUGGUUAUGACAUUUGCAUUCUGCAUCUUGCUGCUGUGGUGUUCAGAUUUCUGGAGCAAUUUCUCUUUGGGAUCUAUGCUUGCUAGCAAAAAAAAAUUGGCUGGCAAAUUAAUACUUCUUCGAGACAUGGAACAGCAUUUCUCUGUAAUUGAUUUCCACAACUUUAGUAUCUUCUGAGUGAAGUUUUAAAUGGUCUUCCACGUGCACUGUUCUACUCUGGUACUAUUAGCUGGUGUGAAGAUUUACUGUACACACUUACUGGGACAGCAUGUCACCUGAGCUGAGAGACACUUUCAGCAUGCUUUCUUCGAGCUAAAGAAAACCACUAUUAAUUCUUCUGUUUCCCCAUCAACCAUGGCAGAACUAUCUUAAAAGAGGGAAAUAGGCAAAUCACAGGCAGAAUACUGCAGUAGGUCUCAGGCCAGUGACUUUGCAAUUCAUCUGUCUAACUGGGAGCAGAUUGUGGUUGAAGGGGAAGAAAAUAACUUAAAUUUCUGCAGCAUUGGAAACCAUCGUUGAUCUAAUUGUCCCCUUUAAACUAUUCCAGAUACACGCUAAUGUUUGUGAAUUUAGGAAAGAGGAGAAAAAAUGACCUUAAAAUUCUGCAAUGCAUUGGAAAACUUUUUUUGGAAAGUUACCAGAAAAAUCUACCUCUGUUUUAGUUUCCACAGUAUGCCUUGUCAAUCAUUGUACCAUAUGGUACCUAUCUCUGAGUGUGAAUAUAUAGGGAACAAUCUGUACCCUGUUGCCUGAGCUAGCUUUUAUAUUAUAUUUUGUUUUCUUGUCAUCAACAUGCAAUUUGUACUUGUUGACUGAAACUGAGUCAAAUUUCAAAACAAAAUUCAGCUUUUGAAAAUGAGGACUUCUUAGUAAUGGAUAAGUAAGUAUCCAUUGAGUAAGGAGACAAAAGUGAGAGAACUAAGAAAACUGAAGGAUGGAUGACAGCUUUAACAUGACAGUCAUAUAAUGAAACUGCACUGUGCUUCAGCGCUGGUACAUCUGUAUCAAUACUGUAAAAAAAAGAUGAGUAGAGAUCUAUUUCAGUCCAGCUUUUUAGCUGAAAGUCUUUUCAAAUCAUUUUAAGGGCACACCUUUCUGAAUCAUAUGCUCUAAAUUUUGCAGGCUAUCUGACAUCCUGUGUAGGAUGAGUAGAAAUUUCAUCAACUGAGUAAAGGCAAGACCAAACCUACUUUCAUUAUUCUUUGUGAUAGCUCUGUUCCCUAACUACUAAUGACUUUGUCAUCCUGGGAAGUGUCCUAAACCUGAACCAGGUGGUGAAUGAUCUUGGGGCAUUGUUUGACACCAUGGUGUACUUCUGAGCACAUGUAGAAAUAAUGAAUAAUCUGCAUCAUCACUAAGAUUAAUGCUUUAACAUUGUCUGUUCCCACCCCUGGUUCCUCCUAUCAUUGAAACUCUCAUCCAUUUAUUUGUGUCCACUACACUAUAUCAGAUGUGAGGUCGCAUACUCCAAAGUCCUCAGUUCUGUAAACUUGCUCAAAAAAAAUCUGCUUCCUUUGUCCAAAUAUGCACUAAGGCCAUUUACAAUCCACACCACCCCCAAAUAUGUUAUGGUUUUUGCUUUGGCAACCUCUGGAAUCAGCACUGACCUUGCAACCUCCUGGGAUCCCUUGCAUAUCCUAAGAAUUAAUCCCCUCACAUUUGACAACCGUACUUUCAGCUGCCUAGGCUAAACCUGUUUCUGUCCUCCUUUUAAGGUACGUACUCACUUUGGAAAGGCAAUCAAAAAUCUUAUGGUACUCUAGGACAUAUUACUAUUAAAGGUACCCUAUUAAUGAUUAUUUUGCUUUACUGAAAAUUGAUAUCUAAAAUGUAUAAAUCAAAAUACCUUUUUUUUUAAAGCAGGCAACAGUUGUUGUUCUGUAGAACAUUUAAUCGCUUGCCAUAUAAUGCAUCAUACUGCAAAUCCGAAUACAGCUCCAACUUGGAACUGAGUUGUAGUAACCCUUUGCAAGUCAACUGCUGCUGUCUACUUCAUCUCCACAGAAAGUUUGUGCAUAUGAAGGUGACUUGCAUUUAUGUAAUGUCAUUCAUACCUGAUGGUAUUUUAUUACCAAAGAUGUAUUUUUUCCCCAAAGAGUAGUGACUGUAGGAUCAAUGCCAAGCUCAAUCACCUCAUUGGGGGCAAGUCAAAACUAAGUUUUGGUAUUAGUUUAAAAGUGAGCAAUGGGUACCAAUUCAUAGCUACCUUAAUAAAAGAUUUGAUAUAUUUCAUCAUCCUACAAUUUCAAUUAUAGCAAUGCUAGAGAUGGGAGCUGUUAAGUUCUAAAUGCUCAGUUGGAGUUGAGAAGGUUAAUGGUUUAUUCAAUAGAAGUUUCCAAAACAAAAAAAGAUUGAGUAAACAAGAAAAAUCUAUUCCUUUGUGUGAGGGUCAGUAAUCCAAGGCCAGAGAUUUAAUAUGUUAAGCAAAAAGUUAAGAUUGGAAUUCUGACCACAAGAUCUGGAGCACCCUGUCCAAAUGGCACUAGAUGCAGAUUCAGUGGUAACAGACAAAAAGCAAGAAUAGAGAAAUAGUUGAAAAUAAAUAUUAAUGAGGAAAGGUCGAGUAAACUAGAGUAUUUCUUUUUGGAUUGAGAAAAGAUCAGAGGUGACUUGAUAGAGUUGUAUAAGAUGAUAAAGAGGCUUAGGUAGAGGGGACAGCCAGCAACAUUUUCCUAGGCCAAUAUGAGCAGGCAUAAUUUUAAGGUGAUUGGAGGUAAGUACAGCAGGGAUGAUCCAAGGUACUUCAUUUUUUUUACAGAGUGGUAAGUGUGUGGAAUGUACUGCCAGGGGUCAUGGUAGAGGCUGAUAAUUCAGGGCAUUCAAAAGACUUAAGCACAGGGAUGGGAAAAAAAAUGAAGGGCUAUGUGGGAGGGAAUGGUUAGAUUGAUCUUAGAGUAGGUUAUAGGGUCAGCACAACAUCGUGGGAUGAAGGGUCUGUAUUGUCCUGUAAUGUUUAUGUUCUAUGUGGAAUCUGUUGUGUUAACAGGAGUGGAACUAAUUGGAGAAUUCUUUCACAGAGUUCACAUGCACUAAGCCACCUGUUCUACUCAUUUAUCUUUAAUCCAAUUUAAAAGAAAAUUUUGAUUGUUUUUAUUUAUUAAAUUCAUUUUUUCAUGCUUUGGCUGACAGACAUGACCAGGAUGCAUUCUCCCGCUCUAAUUGAACUAAGUAGCUGUGAGGUCAUUUCUGAGUCAAAUACCUUGGUGGGUCUAGCAUCAAAUAAAAACUAGACCCUGUAAAGGUGGCAAAUACCCUUCCCUGAAGGACAAUGUGAACCAGAUGGAUUUUAACAACCCAGUCACUUUGUAACCUUUAUUAGGGGAGAACCAGUGGAUGUGGUAUAUUUGGAUUUUCAAAAGGCUUUUGACAAGGUCCCACACAGGAGAUUAGUGUGCAAACUUAAAGCACACGGUAUUGGGGGUAAGGUAUUGGUGUGGGUGGAGAAUUGGUUAGCAGACAGGAAGCAAAGAGUGGGAAUAAACGGGACCUUUUCAGAAUGGCAGGCGGUGACUAGUGGGGUACCGCAAGGCUCAGUGCUGGGACCCCAGUUGUUUACAAUAUAUAUUAAUGACUUGGAUGAGGGAAUUAAAUGCAGCAUCUCCAAGUUUGCGGAUGACACGAAGCUGGGUGGCAGUGUUAGCAGUGAGGAGGAUGCUAAGAGGAUGCAGGCUGACUUGGAUAGGUUGGGUGAGUGGGCAAACUCAUGGCAGAUGCAAUUUAAUGUGGAUAAAUGUGAAGUUAUCCACUUUGGUGGCAAAAAUAGGAAAACAGAUUAUUAUCUGAAUGGUGGCCGAUUAGGAAAAGGGGAGGUGCAACGAGACCUGGGUGUCAUUAUACACCAGUCAUUGAAAGUGGGCAUGCAGGUACAGCAGGCGGUGAAAAAGGCGAACGGUAUGCUGGCAUUUAUAGCGAGAGGAUUCGAGUACAGGAGCAGGGAGGUACUACUGCAGUCGUACAAGGCCUUGGUGAGACCACACCUGGAGUAUUGUGUGCAGUUUUGGUCCCCUAAUCUGAGGAAAGACAUCUUUGCCAUAGAGGGAGUACAAAGAAGGUUCACCAGAUUGAUUCCUGGGAUGGCAGGUCUUUCAUAUGAAGAAAGACUGGAUGAACUGGGCUUGUACUCGUUGGAAUUUAGAAGAUUGAGGGGGGAUCUGAUUGAAACGUAUAAGAUCCUAAAGGGAUUGGACAGGCUAGAUGCGGGAAGAUUGUUCCCGAUGUUGGGGAGGUCUGGAACGAGGGGUCACAGUUUGAGGAUAGAGGGGAAGCCUUUUAGGACCGAGGUUAGGAAAAACUUCUUCACACAGAGAGUGGUGAAUCUGUGGAAUUCUCUGCCACAGCAAACUGUUGAGGCCAGUUCAUUAGCUAUGUUUAAAAGGAAGUUAGAUAUGGCCCUUGUGGCUACAGGGGUCGGGGGGUAUGGAGGGAAGGCUGGGUUCUGAGUUGGAUGAUCAGCCAUGAUCAUAAUAAAUGGCGGUGCAGGCUCGAAGGGCCGAAUGGCCUACUCCUGCACCUAUUUUCUAUGUUUCUAUGUUUCUAUUAAUGACUUUUUAAAUUAAAAUGCCAUAUUAUUAAACUAAAUUUAAAUUCCAGAGCAGCUGUGGUGGGAAUGGAAUUAUAAUCUAGAUAAAGUUAAAACAUCAUUUUGCAUGAUUGCUGGUUUUGCCACACCUCCUGCUAUCAACAUUCUGUGGCUACAUACUUGGAAAUAAUUUAGGUUGCAAAUAUGGUGCAAGCUAAAUGUGACUUAAAUAAUAUGCUUAUAUAUUCUUGCAGGCACAUAUUUAAAUUAAAAGCAAUGUUAUUAAAUUAGAGUUGGUCUAAGGCAUAGCUCUACAGCAGGUAGGAGUUAGGGUUGAAGUCUUAAUGUGGUCUAAUCGGAAAUUGUCUGUAGAAUAAACUGCUGGAGGAACUCAGUGGGCUGAAUAGUAUCUGUGGUUGAGGGGGGUGGGGUCUGUGAGAAACGAUGACACUUUUGGUCAACAUCCUGU
Molecule: messenger RNA, 6392 nt
Organism: Mobula hypostoma (lesser devil ray)
Lineage: Eukaryota; Metazoa; Chordata; Chondrichthyes; Myliobatiformes; Myliobatidae
Gene: klf9
Product: Kruppel like factor 9
Exons: 2
Coding region: 674-1315 (213 amino acids)
Biological process (GO): regulation of transcription by RNA polymerase II
Molecular function (GO): RNA polymerase II cis-regulatory region sequence-specific DNA binding; DNA-binding transcription factor activity, RNA polymerase II-specific
Source: RefSeq, a predicted model, not a curated record